UAACAGCUAUCCUCAAUCAAUCGGUGAAAUGACUCAAUAAAAGUACGGGGAAAUCCAUGGACCCUCAUCGUGCAUCGCGAACAGCCCAACAGGGUGAAGCGACCAAGUGGCCUCAACCGGCUUAGCGUGGCUGGGAAAGUGGCCAGCGAGGCGUCUACUGACCUUGACCCGAACUCGAACCUCAUCAUCCUCCUCCUCCCCUUCUGUUCCCCCGAUCUUUUCUUUUCUUCUUUAAUUCCUUUUUUCUUUCUUUUCCAUUUCUGUAACUUCCACUCCCUCAGCUGGUCUUUCACUCCAGCUUUAUUCCCUUUAAUAUUUAUUUUCUGGGAGGUGGACAGUCACAAUGAGCGGACUUCGCUUUCUUGACUUGAUCAAGCCCUUCACGCCCCUCCUCCCGGAGGUGGCAGCACCGGAGACCAAGGUGCCCUUCAACCAGAAACUGAUGUGGACUGGGUUGACCUUGUUGAUCUUCUUGGUAAUGAGCCAGAUGCCUCUUUAUGGUAUCGUCUCCUCCGACACUUCGGAUCCCCUUUACUGGCUUCGUAUGAUGCUGGCCAGUAACCGGGGUACUCUGAUGGAAUUGGGUAUUACCCCCAUCAUCUCCUCCGGCAUGGUUUUCCAGCUCCUCGCUGGUACCCACCUCAUUGAUGUCAACCUCGACCUCAAGACCGACCGUGAGCUCUACCAGACUGCUCAGAAGCUUUUUGCCAUCAUCCUUUCUUUCGGACAGGCCUGUGUCUACGUCCUGACUGGUCUCUACGGCCAGCCCAGUGACCUCGGUGCUGGUAUCUGCGUUCUGUUGAUUGUUCAGCUUGUUGUUGCCGGCCUGGUUGUCAUCCUCCUCGAUGAGCUGCUCCAGAAGGGCUACGGUCUUGGAAGCGGUAUCUCCCUUUUCAUCGCCACCAACAUUUGCGAGUCCAUUGUCUGGAAGGCUUUCUCCCCCACCACCAUCAACACUGGCCGUGGUCCCGAAUUCGAGGGUGCCAUCAUCGCUUUGUUCCACCUUCUGUUGACCUGGUCCGACAAGCAGCGUGCUCUGCGCGAGGCUUUCUACCGCCAGAACCUCCCCAACGUCAUGAACCUCUUGGCUACUCUCGCCGUUUUCGCUGCUGUUAUCUAUCUCCAGGGAUUCCGUGUUGAGAUCCCGGUCAAGUCUUCCCGCCAGCGUGGAAUGCGUGGCUCGUACCCCGUCCGCCUCUUCUACACCUCCAACAUGCCCAUCAUGCUCCAGUCUGCUCUGUGCUCCAACAUCUUCCUGAUCAGUCAGAUGCUGUACUCGCGUUUCUCUGACAACAUUCUUGUCAAGCUUCUCGGUGUCUGGGAGCCCCGUGAGGGUUCCGCCCAGCUCCACGCUGCCUCUGGUAUUGCUUACUACAUGUCUCCUCCCCUUAACUUCACGGAGGCUCUCCUCGACCCCAUCCACACCGCUAUCUACAUCGCCUUCAUGCUUGUCGCUUGUGCUCUCUUCUCCAAGACCUGGAUUGAGGUUUCCGGCUCCGCCCCCCGUGACGUUGCCAAGCAGCUCAAGGACCAGGGUCUCGUCAUGGCCGGCCACCGUGAGCAGAGCAUGUACAAGGAGCUCAAGAGAGUUAUCCCCACUGCUGCCGCCUUCGGUGGUGCUUGCAUUGGUGCCCUCUCUGUUACCUCUGACCUCCUCGGUGCCCUUGGUAGCGGUACCGGUAUUCUUCUCGCUGUCACUAUUAUCUACGGAUACUUCGAAAUUGCCGCUCGUGAGGGAGACAUUGGCGGUGGCCUCAAGGGUCUCGUCCCUGGUAGCUAAACGGGCUGCAUGUUUUUUGAUGAGCAGCAUGAGAAAGGAUCAACGCCUUUUUUUGAUCCUCUGUUUUGUUUUUUUACUAUUUCUUUUCUUCCCCAGGUCGGUGCGCCGUUGUUGUGGCUAGAAUCGGAAUCAAAGGUGUUUUCUAAAGACGGGUUAUAUCAUUUUUGAAGGGAAGAGGAAUAUACUACGGAGCAUCAAACUCCCGGGUUUCAAAAUGUAUGGUUAAUGUUACUUUCUUGGAGAGGAGUUUCCCGUCGGAAAAGUCGAAGUCACAACUGUACAUAGCACCCAACCUGGUUUGUAACCAUAUUCUGAAAAACACAAAAUUACACCUAAUUUGGCAUACUACA
This is a messenger RNA of Aspergillus wentii DTO 134E9, 2130 nucleotides long. Its product is annotated as translocon subunit SEC61. Gene Ontology annotation, molecular function: transmembrane protein transporter activity; ribosome binding; signal sequence receptor activity. Gene Ontology annotation, biological process: SRP-dependent cotranslational protein targeting to membrane, translocation; post-translational protein targeting to membrane, translocation. The transcript has 5 exons. NCBI's taxonomy places the organism in Eukaryota, Fungi, Ascomycota, Eurotiomycetes, Eurotiales, Aspergillaceae. Gene Ontology annotation, cellular component: membrane; Sec61 translocon complex. The record is from RefSeq and is a predicted model, not a curated record. The coding region runs from base 344 to 1780 and encodes 478 amino acids.